AGGUUCUUUCUUGCUGGAAACAAAUUCUUAAAAACCCAUCUCAUUUCUUCAUUCAAAUUCAACAAUUCCAACCUCAAUCUGCUUCUAUCUAUCUCUGAGUUAAACAACGAUAUGGGCCUUUCGCCGUACUCGAAUCCAUCUGAUGCUGGAGUUCUGUGUGUAAUUCUGGUUAACACAGCCAUGUCUAUAUCCAUCAUGAAGGAAAUAUUAUGUUCAAUCCUUCAUGUCGUGGGAAUCCGUUUAGCAUCGUCCAAUCCAGCCUUCACGGAAUCAUUAGAACCACGAGGAAGCCCGUCAGAAGUUUAUAUGGAGGAGUUCAGAAACCAGACCCCAUCACUCCGUUACAUCUCCCUCUGUCGUGCCACCAAUCAAGAAUGCUCUGUUUGCUUAACCGAGUUCAAACCAGAUGCACAGAUAAACCAUCUUUCUUGUGGGCAUGUUUUCCAUAAAUCUUGUCUUGAGAAAUGGCUAAAAUACUGGAACAUUACUUGCCCUCUAUGUAGAAGCCACAUGAUGAUUCCUAAAGAAGUGGAAGAAAACACUUGUCCAAUGUGAAGGUUUAAGUACAGUUUAGUAGUGCUGGUGCACAGGGGAGUGCAAUCAGUUUCUACAACGAAAACUUACCUUUUUUGUAGAUAUCAAUUUGUGUAAGGUUUCCGGUGCUGUAUGCAUCUGAGAAACUGAAAAGCUUUCUUCUUUUUCUCGUUUGUUCGAGUUUUAAUUGGAGAAACAGAUCAUGUUUCUUCCUCAUCUAAUCUAUUUAUGCUACAAAUAUUGAAUGAUCU
Cynara cardunculus var. scolymus (artichoke) is the source of this 785-nucleotide messenger RNA. RefSeq names its product probable E3 ubiquitin-protein ligase XERICO. The transcript has 2 exons. Bases 112 to 555 code for a protein of 147 amino acids. The record is from RefSeq and is a predicted model, not a curated record. NCBI's taxonomy places the organism in Eukaryota, Viridiplantae, Streptophyta, Magnoliopsida, Asterales, Asteraceae.